Pieris macdunnoughi is the source of this 366-nucleotide messenger RNA. The record is from the annotation of a GenBank genome assembly. Lineage: Eukaryota; Metazoa; Arthropoda; Insecta; Lepidoptera; Pieridae.
AUGCAACCCGAUGGGCGAAACAACGAUACACAUCCUCCUUGCCCUGCGCCAAUGAUGGAAGACUCGACGUCUAUGGAUGAACAGCCGUUCAGAGGAACAGGCACACAUAUGGAAGAAAGCACACUCAAGAGGAAGGCCAGUCAAGAGGAAAGGCCGACGUCAAGGAAGGCCCGUAUCAGGAGGAACAGGUGUGGACAAGGACACAUACGCAGAGAGGGAAGAUCGACUUCCGACACCGACUCAACGCCUACACAGACGGACAUUGCGAGAGAGCGUGCACGUUCUAAAUUGUCGAUCUACUCAGUGCACCCGCCUAGAGAGUUCUCAACAUCCUCCCAGGGAUUAUACAGCCGACACGACCAUUAG